AUGGAUACAAUUGGACUUCACAGGGGAAAUGUUGAUUACUUGGAUUCUCUAGCCCACGUUCUUGUAUUUAAAGGAAUAACACAGGUUGUCAAUCCCUGCAUCACGUACAGAGUUGAGGUUGUGAAAUCGUUCACGGAGAAGGUGAAGAUGAGAAACAGUGCAGUAUUAGUUGCAGUGGGUAUGAUCUGUUUGGCGAUGAGCGUAGCUUCUCUAGUGGAAGCACGGCUUUACCAGUCAUCACCCUCGUCUUCUUCAUCAUCUCCAUCAAGCGGGGGAAAUUCAUCAAGCUGUCCGCUAAAUGCAGUGAAAUUGGGAGCGUGUGUGGACGUGCUAGGAGGGCUGGUAAACGCUACCAUUGGAGAUCCCGCUGUGAACAAAUGCUGCCCUGUUAUACAAGGCGUUUUGGAAAUUGAGGCAGCACUUUGUCUGUGUACAACAAUUAGGGCAAAGGUUCUGAACCUGAACAUCAUCCUUCCCAUCGCUCUUGAGCUCUUUGUUCAAUGCGGCCUAACCCCUCCUCCUGGAUUCAAAUGCCCACCCCUUAAUUAAAUAGGGUAGAGUUAAAUAAGGCAACUCUUGAACGUGAUGCCAGUUCUCCU
Messenger RNA from Cryptomeria japonica (Japanese cedar), 599 nucleotides. Its product is annotated as pEARLI1-like lipid transfer protein 1. The record is from RefSeq and is a predicted model, not a curated record. Bases 1 to 549 code for a protein of 182 amino acids. The transcript is spliced from 2 exons. Lineage: Eukaryota; Viridiplantae; Streptophyta; Pinopsida; Cupressales; Cupressaceae.